Molecule: messenger RNA, 4023 nt
Organism: Aspergillus terreus NIH2624
Lineage: Eukaryota; Fungi; Ascomycota; Eurotiomycetes; Eurotiales; Aspergillaceae
Gene: mdr1
Product: ABC multidrug transporter Mdr1
Exons: 3
Coding region: 1-4023 (1340 amino acids)
Biological process (GO): transmembrane transport
Cellular component (GO): membrane
Molecular function (GO): ABC-type transporter activity; ATP binding; ATP hydrolysis activity
Source: RefSeq, a predicted model, not a curated record
AUGUCUCCCUCGGCGGAGAAACCAGACAACGAGCCUACAGCCACGGUUGAACAGGCACAUAGCCUGAACGAGCGUUCUGUAGGCUCUGGUUCUACCAUCACACCAUCCGCAGGCAAGGAAAAGCCGGGGUCUCGGCCAUCCUCCUCCCAGAAAAAUACCCCGGUGGCGGUAGACGACGAUGCUCUCUUCGCCCACCUCCCUGAGAGCGAGAAAGCGGUCCUGAAGAAACAGCUGCACGCCGAGGAGUCGAGUGUCUCCUUCAUUGCGCUCUUCCGCUAUGCGUCACGAAUGGAUAUGUUGAUCAUCUUCGUCAGCGCAAUCUGCGCUAUUGCUGCCGGCGCGGCCUUGCCGUUGUUCACUAUCCUGUUCGGCUCCUUGGCCAACAACAUGCGUGGCAUCAUGCUCGGAACGGUCGAGUACUCCGUGUACUAUCACCAAUUGACGCACAACGUCCUCUACUUUGUGUAUCUGGGCAUUGCGGAGUUCGUGACCGUCUACAUCAGCACCGUCGGAUUCAUCUACACCGGCGAGCACAUCACUCAGAAGAUCCGCGAACACUACCUCGAAUCGAUUCUCAGACAGAACAUGGGUUACUUUGACAAGCUGGGCGCCGGUGAAGUGACCACCCGGAUCACUGCCGACACCAACCUCAUCCAGGACGGCAUUUCCGAAAAGGUCGGCCUCACCCUGACGGCUCUGGCUACCUUUGUUACCGCCUUCAUUGUCGCCUACAUCAAAUAUUGGAAACUGGCCCUGAUUUGCUCGUCCACCAUCGUUGCGCUCGUUCUGACCAUGGGAGGUGGCUCUCGUUUCAUCAUCAAAUACAGCAAAAAGUCCUUGGACAGCUAUGGCGCGGGUGGAACGGUGGCGGAGGAAGUCAUCAGCUCCAUUCGCAACGCCACGGCCUUCGGUACGCAGGACAAGCUGGCCAAACAAUAUGAGGUCCACCUCGCUGAAGCCGAGAAAUGGGGAACCAAGACCCAGAUCAUCCUCGGUUUCAUGGUUGGCGCAAUGUUCGGGAUCAUGUUCAUGAACUACGGUCUCGGUUUCUGGAUGGGGGGUCGAUUCCUGGUGGAUGGAGAGGUCAACGUCGGUCAAGUCCUGACUGUGCUGAUGGCCAUCUUGAUCGGCUCGUUCAGUUUAGGAAACGUCAGCCCGAACGGACAGGCAUUCACCAACGCCUUGGCUGCUGCCGUGAAGAUCUACAGCACUAUCGAUCGUGCCUCUCCAUUGGACCCGUAUUCUGACGAGGGCGACAAGAUCGAGAACGUCCAGGGAAACAUCGAGUUCCGUGAUAUCAAACAUAUCUAUCCGUCUCGGCCUGAAGUGACCGUCAUGGAUGGCGUCUCUUUGGAGUUCCCCGCAGGUAAGACGACUGCGUUGGUCGGCCCUUCGGGCUCGGGAAAGAGUACUGUCGUCGGCCUGGUGGAGCGGUUCUACUUCCCUGUCCGAGGCCAAGUCUUUUUGGAUGGUCAUGACAUUCAGACUCUCAAUCUUCGUUGGUUGCGUCAGCAAAUUUCCCUCGUCAGUCAGGAACCCGUCCUUUUCGGUACGACAAUCUACCAAAACAUCCGUCACGGUCUGAUUGGGACCAAGCUUGAGAGCGAACCGGAGGACAAAAUCCGGGAAAUGAUCGAGAACGCUGCCAGGAUGGCUAAUGCUCACGACUUCAUCACUGCGUUGCCGGAAGGAUACGAAACUAAUGUCGGUCAGCGCGGUUUCUUGCUCUCUGGUGGUCAAAAGCAACGCAUUGCCAUCGCACGGGCGAUUGUCAGUGACCCCAAGAUUCUUCUGCUCGAUGAAGCCACGUCUGCUUUGGAUACGAAAUCGGAGGGUGUCGUCCAAGCUGCGCUCGACAAGGCUGCUGAAGGUCGCACCACUAUCGUCAUCGCCCAUCGUCUAUCGACUAUCAAGACGGCCCAUAACAUUGUUGUUCUCGUGGGUGGUCGCAUUGUCGAGCAAGGGACCCAUGACGAGCUGGUUGACAAGAAGGGCACCUACCACAGUCUCGUCGAAGCUCAGCGGAUCAACGAGGAAAGAGAUGCGGAAAACCUCGAUGCUGACGACGAAUUGAAUGAAAAGGACUUCACUCAGGGGGAGAUGGCGCGGAUCAAGACUGCCGGUACGAACUCGGCUUCGUUGGAAGACGAAGAGGUAAACACUUUCAACCAGAUGGCCCGUUCAGGCACCCACAAGUCCGUAUCGAGCGCUAUUCUUGCCAAGAAGGGCCCAGAAGUGCAGCAGAAGUAUUCACUCUGGGCUCUCAUCAAGUUCAUUGCAUCCUUCAACAAGCCAGAGAUGCUGUACAUGAUCAUUGGGUUGAUCUUCGCAGUCUUGGCAGGAGGUGGCCAACCUACUCAAGCUCUUCUUUACGCCAAGGCGAUCAAUGCACUGUCGUAUAGUAGCACGAUGGCGGACAAGAUCCGGUCCGACGCAAAUUUCUGGGCUUUGAUGUUUUUCGUGGUCGGAAUCGUUCAGUUCAUCACCCUAUCGACCAACGGGGCGGCAUUUGCUGUUUGUUCUGAAAGACUGAUCCGGCGUGCCCGGAGUGAAGCUUUUCGCUCGAUCCUCCGACAGGACAUUACCUUCUUCGAUAGAGAGGAGAAUAGCACUGGUGCAUUGACCUCAUUCUUGUCGACCGAGACCAAGCAUCUGUCCGGAGUUAGUGGCGUGACACUGGGCACCAUUCUCAUGACAUCGACGACACUGGGCGCGGCGAUCAUCAUUGCUCUUUCGCUGGGUUGGAAGCUGGCCCUGGUUUGCAUCUCCGUUGUCCCGAUCCUCUUGGGAUGCGGAUUCUACCGUUUCUAUAUGCUUGCUCAGUUCCAACGACGGUCGAAAGCCGCCUACGAAGGCUCUGCCAGCUAUGCCUGCGAAGCGACAUCGGCCAUCCGUACGGUUGCCUCCCUCACUCGUGAACAGGACGUUUGGAACAUGUAUCACGCCCAGCUUCAAGAGCAAGGGAGAAAGAGUCUCAUUUCGAUCUCGAAGUCAUCUCUUCUCUAUGCUGCCUCACAGGCGCUGGUAUUCUUUUGCGUUGCGCUUGGAUUCUGGUACGGAGGUACGCUGCUUGGCAAGCACGAAUACACGAUCUUCAAAUUCUUCGUCGUUUUCUCCGAGAUCCUCUUCGGCGCGCAGUCUGCGGGCACCGUCUUUUCUUUCUCGCCCGACAUGGGCAAGGCGAAGAACGCCGCCGCCCAGUUCAGAACGCUUUUCGACAGAAGGCCAGCGAUCGACAUCUGGUCGGACAAGGGAGAAACGCUGGAGUCUGUGGAAGGCUCGAUCGAAUUCCGGGAUGUUCAUUUCAGAUACCCGACUCGCCCGGAGCAGCCGGUUCUGCGGGGCUUGAACCUGACCGUGAAGCCUGGGCAGUAUGUUGCCCUGGUUGGGCCCAGCGGUUGUGGUAAGAGCACUACGAUUGCCCUGUUAGAGCGCUUCUACGAUGCCCUCUCCGGCAGCGUUCUGCUGGAUGGGAAGAACAUCACCGACCUCAAUGUCAAUUCCUACCGCAGCUUCAUGGCCUUGGUCAGUCAGGAGCCGACGCUGUACCAAGGAACGAUCAAGGACAACAUCAUGCUCGGAGUCACGGACGAUGAGGUGUCGGAAGACGCCAUCGUGAAGGCGUGCAAGGAUGCCAACAUUUACGACUUUAUCAUGUCCCUUCCAGAGGGAUUCAACACUGUGGUCGGCAGCAAGGGAGGCAUGUUGUCUGGCGGACAGAAACAACGUGUCGCCAUUGCUCGCGCGCUGCUGAGGGACCCCAAGAUCCUCCUCUUGGACGAAGCCACAUCCGCUCUGGACUCCGAAUCUGAAAAGGUUGUGCAAGCCGCACUGGAUGCCGCUGCUCGUGGCCGCACCACGAUUGCCGUUGCGCACCGCCUCAGUACGAUCCAGAAAGCCGAUGUGAUCUACGUGUUUGACCAAGGCAAGAUCGUUGAGAGCGGAUCGCACCACGACCUGAUCCGCAAAAAGGGUCGGUACUACGAGCUGGUCAAUUUACAGAGUCUUGGAAAGACGCACUAA